AUGGCACACGUUGUUGAUACUGAACAGGAUAUUGGGCCUGUACGUUCGCCGCUAGACACCAGCGCGCUGGACAGGUUGCUGAGCAACAACUCCACACCACCAAGAGGCGUGCACUUGGGCUAUGGCACAGCAUGGAGUCCGCUGAGGGCUCCACUGAGCAUCGAGCAGUUCAAGUUUGGACAAUCCAAUCCGACUUAUCUGCUGACUGAUGCGGAUGGGAAGAAGGCGGUGUUGAGGAAGAAGCCGUCUUCGAAUGCAAAGCUGAUUUCAAAGACCGCACAUGCUAUAGAGCGUGAGUUUUACAUGCUGGAUGCGAUACUCAAGACAAGUGGCUCCUCUGUACCAAUUGCACGGCCUUACUUUCUAUGCGAAGAUGAACAGUACGUGGGUGCUGUGUUUUACGUGAUGGAGUUUGUAAAAGGCCGUAUCUUUCACGAUCCGUCCCUCAGCAUCCUCAAGGAUGAGGCGGAGAGGGAUGCCAUCUGGCACUCUGUUGUGGACGUUGCACUGGCGAUACACUCAGUCAAUGCUGAGAGGCUGUUUGACGAGCUUCCUGAGAAGCAUUUCAGAAAGCCGGCGUCCAAGGCUAAACAUUCCUCAGCUGGCUACUUCGCAAGACAGGUUAAAUCACUCUCCAAGAUUCAGCAACUACAGUCAGAAACUGUGAAACAGAUACCGCAUUUCGAUGAGCUAUCCCAAUGGUUACUGAAGUACGGUCCAGAGGAUCCACCUCAUAGCACCCUGAUCCAUGGCGAUUUCAAGAUUGAUAACUUAGUAUUCCAUCCAACAGAGCCGCGAGUUAUCGCUGUUUUGGACUGGGAGCUGUGUACCAUGGGACAUCCGUUGUUUGACCUAAGUAACCUCCUACAGCCCUUUAUGAUGACACCUGAAAUGAACCUGGCCUUUUCCAAAUUCGACAUCAAACAAGAUCCAGAACUAGUUUCAAAAGUCCUGGGUCUUUACAGAUCUGGUCUGCGUAAAAGUCCUGUUGCUUGGAGAUGGGACCCAGAACAAUAUUGGAAAGUUGGCACAGUGUUUGGACUGUACAGGGUUGGUGUUAUAUGUCAGGGUAUAGCACAGAGAGUGGAGAAGGGCAUUGCGAGCUCUGCACAGGCCAAGCAAACAAGCUUGUUGUUUCCAUUGGUGGGCGAGUUUGCUUACAAGCUUAUCAAGGUUUCAAAGCUGUGA
This is a messenger RNA of Williopsis jadinii, 1188 nucleotides long. Its product is annotated as phosphotransferase family protein. The record is from RefSeq and is a predicted model, not a curated record. NCBI's taxonomy places the organism in Eukaryota, Fungi, Ascomycota, Saccharomycetes, Phaffomycetales, Wickerhamomycetaceae. The transcript has a single exon. Bases 1 to 1188 code for a protein of 395 amino acids.